AUCCCCAGAAAAUAAUACGUUUCUUGCAGUCCAAACACCGCAUUGCUAUUUGUUCGAUCUCUCUUUUCUCUGCACGCAAGGCAAGCCAGAGAAGAAGAAGAAGAAGAAGGAGAAAUCCAUGGCGAUGGCUCGCAUGAGCUCUGGCCUGCAAUACCCGGAGCGCUUCUACGCGGCGGCGUCGUACGUCGGAUUCGACGGAUCUCCUCGCUCCUCCGCCAAGGCCGUCCGCUCGAAGUUCAAGCCUUUUUUCGCUCUUCUCCUCUACGCUUUGCAUCAACAGGCCACUGUAGGACCCUGUAACGUUCCAGAACCUAGUGCAUGGAAUGCCAUUGAAAGGAGCAAAUGGAGCAGCUGGAAGCAGCUUGGGGAAAUGGUUUCUGCAGAAGCAAUGCGUCUUUUUGUAAAAUUAUUGGAGGAGGAAGAUCCUGGUUGGUAUUCAAGAGCAUCAAAUUUCAUUGCAGAACCUGUAAAUGAUGCACAGAUGAACCAUAAUUCAAAACCUGAGCCGGUUGUUGAGAAUGGGAGCUCUUAUCCUGAGACAAAGACUUUUUCAGCUGAAAAUGGGAAUCCAGAUGAAUCUUUAGAAAAAGAUGCCAUUUCAGAAGGACUUGAUACUAUUGCCGUCUAUGAUCAAUGGAUAUUACCUCCUAUAUCUGGUCAACGUCCAAAGGCACGAUAUGAGCACGGAGCGGCAAUUGUACAAGACAAGAUGUAUAUAUAUGGUGGAAACCACAAUGGUCGUUACCUUAAUGAUCUACCUGUACUAGAUUUUAGAACUUGGAGCUGGUCAAGAAUUGAGGUCAAAGCUGGGUCUGACUCACCAUCUCCAGUAACAGUAGUCCCAUGUGCUGGUCAUUCCUUGAUACCUUGGGAGAAUAAGCUUCUGUCAGUUGCUGGACAUACAAAGGAUCCCUCUGAAACUAUACAGGUGAAGGCAUUUGAUCUACAGACAAGCAGUUGGUCGGCCUUAAAGACGUAUGGGAAACCACCGGUAUCACGUGGAGGUCAAUCAGUCACCCUCGUUGGAACUAGCUUGGUAAUUUUUGGAGGACAAGAUGCAAAGAGAACUCUCUUAAAUGAUCUGCAUAUUCUUGACUUAGAAACAAUGACCUGGGAUGAGAUUGAUGCUGUGGGCGUUCCUCCUUCCCCAAGGUCUGAUCAUGCCGCUGCAGUUCAUGCUGAGCGCUACCUCCUUAUCUUUGGUGGAGGUUCCCAUGCAACUUGCUUCAAUGAUCUGCAUGUCCUUGAUUUGCAAGCUAUGGAAUGGUCAAGACCCACGCAACAGGGUGACAUUCCAACUCCUAGGGCUGGACAUGCGGGUGUGACCGUUGGGGAGAAUUGGUUCAUUGUUGGAGGUGGUGACAAUAAAAGUGGAGUCUCCGAAACUGUUGUUCUUAACAUGUCUACGCUCGUGUGGUCAGUAGUAACUACUGUUCAAGGGCGUGUACCUAUUGCUAGUGAGGGCUUGAGUGUGGUCGUAGGCUCUUACAAUGGUGAAGAUAUACUUGUAUCUUUUGGAGGAUAUAAUGGACGUUACAGCAAUGAGGUUAAUGUUCUGAAACCAAGUCACAAGUCAACCUUACAAUCAAAGAUGAUAGAAACUCCUGUGCCUGAGAGUGUUUCUGCUGUGCAAAAUGCUACAAACGCUACUAGAGAUUUGGAAUCUGAGUUGGAAGCUGGCCAAGAUGGAAAGACAAGGGAAAUUGUGGACAAUGGGGACUCAGACCCCACGAGAUCCAAAGGUGAGAAAAGCAGCGAGCAUGUUUUAGCAUCCCUCAGGGCUGAGAAAGAAGAAUUGGAAUCAUCACUGAACAAGGAGAAAAUGCAGUCGUUGCAACUAAAGCAGGACUUGGCGGAAGCUGAGACUCGUAACACUGACCUGUACAAGGAGCUUCAAUCUGUCCGUGGUCAGUUAGCAGCUGAGCAAUCGAGAUGUUUCAAACUUGAGGUUAAACUUGCAGAGCUUCGACAGAAACUCCAAACAAUGGAGACUUUACAGAAGGAGCUUGAACUUCUCCAGCGACAAAAGGCAGCAUCCGAACAAGCAGCUCUGAGUGCCAAACAGAGGCAGGGUUCCAGUGGCGUGUGGGGUUGGCUUGCAGGAACACCUCCUGACCGACAAGAGGACGAUGCCUGAAAGUAUUAACCUAAAGGAAUAGCGGUUGCUAGAUAUGGCUCUCAUUUAUCCAUUUUUUUACCAAAUAUUUUUGUAUACUUAACAAAGUUCUUUUUGCUGGAUAGAAUAAGAUGAGGUUCUUAUUGGUGAGACGGGCAACCAUUUUGGGUUUCUACUUUUUGGCAUGAAUACAUUUACUGUAAUGUAGUCUUUAUUUGUUAGUGAGAUGUUUUUCUUUGAUUUGUCACCAAAAUAUAUUUGAGGUUGUAUCCAAGAUGAAUAUAUCGAGUGAGAGUAGAUAUUAUUGGUUGUAAAUGCAUUCACGGCUACAAUUUA
Morus notabilis is the source of this 2452-nucleotide messenger RNA. Its product is annotated as acyl-CoA-binding domain-containing protein 4. Gene Ontology annotation, cellular component: cytosol. Gene Ontology annotation, biological process: lipid transport. The record is from RefSeq and is a predicted model, not a curated record. Gene Ontology annotation, molecular function: protein binding; fatty-acyl-CoA binding. NCBI's taxonomy places the organism in Eukaryota, Viridiplantae, Streptophyta, Magnoliopsida, Rosales, Moraceae.